This is a messenger RNA of Talaromyces stipitatus ATCC 10500, 654 nucleotides long. RefSeq lists its product as uncharacterized. The transcript has 3 exons. NCBI's taxonomy places the organism in Eukaryota, Fungi, Ascomycota, Eurotiomycetes, Eurotiales, Trichocomaceae. The record is from RefSeq and is a predicted model, not a curated record. The coding region runs from base 1 to 654 and encodes 217 amino acids.
AUGAUUAAACCACCAACUGUUAACGUGCCCAAUCGUCAACUGUUGACUUUUCUAAACCACCAACUGUCAAUUGGCAACUGGAUCAAUCGUGAACUUGCUCAACCACCAACUGUCAACGUGCUCAACCACCAACUGUUCAAUGAUCAACGGCCUUCCUGGCUGAACCGUCAUCUGGCACCUUGCUCAAUCGUCAACUGCCUACUGCGAAGUGCCAACUGUCAACUUACUCUGCCGGUGACUGGCAAUUUGCUUAUCCACCAACUGUCAACUAACCUUGCCGGCGACUGGCAACUUGCUCAACCGUCAACUGAUAACUCGCAACUGGUAACCAACUUGCCCAACCACCAACUGUCAAUUGGCUCCCUCGCUCCACGACCAACUGGUCAACGGGCUCAUCAUCAACGACCUUCCUGGCUGAACCGUCAUCUAGCCAAUUGUCAACUGUCAAACGGCUUAACCGCCAUCUGUCAACUGGCUCAAUCACCAACUGUCAAAUGUUUGAGCCGCCGUCUCGCACCUUGCUCAAUCGCCAACUGUCAACUUGCUCAAUCGUCAACUGUCAACUGUCAACUGUCAAACGGCUCAACUGCCAUCUGGCAACUUGGUGAACCGCCAACUGUCCACUGGCUCUGCCGACAACUGUCAAAUGCUUGA